This is a messenger RNA of Drosophila innubila, 3913 nucleotides long. RefSeq names its product phosphatidylinositol-binding clathrin assembly protein LAP (gene lap). Bases 387 to 2666 code for a protein of 759 amino acids. Gene Ontology annotation, cellular component: clathrin-coated vesicle; extrinsic component of presynaptic endocytic zone membrane; clathrin-coated pit. Gene Ontology annotation, biological process: clathrin-dependent endocytosis; clathrin coat assembly; synaptic vesicle budding from presynaptic endocytic zone membrane. Gene Ontology annotation, molecular function: SNARE binding; clathrin heavy chain binding; phosphatidylinositol-4,5-bisphosphate binding. The record is from RefSeq and is a predicted model, not a curated record. NCBI's taxonomy places the organism in Eukaryota, Metazoa, Arthropoda, Insecta, Diptera, Drosophilidae. The transcript has 15 exons.
CUGCAAAAGUGUUGGUCGCCAUUAUCGAUUUGUGGCAAAAAAAAAAUCUAGAGAAUUAAAAGAUUGCGUUACAACUUUACGCACCGGCUAAAGAGCGCAUUAAACGCGACGUUAAAUCCAAUAUUGGAGCAGCUGCAACAAAUGAAUUGUUUUUGCACCACCAGUUAGUCGUGUUUUUUCGUUAAACAAUUGCCACAACAACUAAUCAAUAUCAAUACGUCUCUCUCUCUCUCUCUUCCUGUCUGUGUGCGUAGUAUCAGUGUUUCCGUGUGUGUGUGCGUGUGUAUGUGAAUAUUGGUCCAUUCUUUGGUGCACAUAAUCAAAUUAGAUUGGAAAUAUAUAAGUGUAUAAAUUGAAGGAAAAAACAUCAUAAAAACAGCUUCAUCAUGACUAUGGCUGGGCAAACAAUCAACGACAGGCUGCUGGCUGCCCGUCACAGCCUUGCUGGCCAAGGACUGGCAAAGUCUGUGUGCAAGGCCACAACGGAGGAAUGCAUUGGGCCGAAGAAGAAGCAUUUGGAUUAUUUGGUGCAUUGCACAAACGAACCGAAUGUCUCGAUUCCACAUUUGGCCAAUCUACUUAUCGAGCGUUCACAGAAUGCUAAUUGGGUGGUCGUCUAUAAAUCGCUGAUAACAACACAUCAUUUGAUGGCCUAUGGCAAUGAGCGUUUCAUGCAAUAUCUCGCUUCGAGCAAUUCAACAUUCAAUCUCAGCUCCUUUUUGGACAAAGGAACUGUGCAAGAUGGUGGCAUGGGAGUUCCAGGUGGCAGAAUGGGUUAUGAUAUGUCACCCUUUAUCCGACGUUAUGCCAAGUAUUUGAAUGAAAAGUCGCUCUCCUAUCGCGCCAUGGCUUUCGAUUUUUGCAAAGUAAAGCGCGGGAAGGAGGAGGGAUCGUUGCGCAGCAUGAACGCGGACAAACUCUUAAAGACGCUGCCAGUUUUGCAGGCACAAUUGGAUGGGUUACUAGAGUUCGAUUGUCAGUCCAAUGAUUUGACUAAUGGUGUCAUCAACAUGAGCUUUAUGUUGCUGUUUCGUGAUUUGAUUCGAUUGUUUGCUUGCUAUAAUGAUGGAAUUAUCAAUUUGCUUGAGAAAUACUUUGAUAUGAAUAAAAAGCAGGCACGCGAUGCUUUGGAUUUAUACAAGAAGUUCUUGGUCCGCAUGGAUCGUGUUGGUGAAUUCCUGAAGGUCGCAGAGAACGUGGGCAUUGAUAAGGGUGACAUUCCCGAUUUGACGAAAGCGCCCAGUUCUUUGCUGGAUGCCUUGGAGCAACAUUUGGCUACGUUGGAGGGACGUAAGGUGUCGGCUGCCAAUACGCCCACACAAUCGGCGAGCUAUCAACGCACGAAUGUAAAAUCUGCUGUCUCUGCACUCUCUUCAACUAGCUCGGCAUUUGGCACCGCAGCUGCUUCAAGUAAAUUUGAUACCACCAAUGGCAUUGAUGAGCAGCUGAAAGCUCAGGUGCUGGCCGAGGAGGAGGCCGCCAUGAAUCAGUACAAAUCCAAGGUAUCGUCGCCCACCAGUAGCGGUGCUGCUGGCGCUAGCGCUGCACUAACAAAUCCAUUCCUAUCGUCACCGCCAGCCUCACAGGCUGGUCAGCCGAUAGUUGAUCUGUUUGGUGCCGCGUCGGCACAGCCCGCUGCUGCUGCAGCAUCGGCGUCACAAGCGCUGGCCACAAAGGCAUCCGAUGAUUUGCUGCAGUUGGGUAAUCCAUUUGCUGACAUGUUUGAGGCCAGUGGCAACAGCGGCGGCAAUGUUGCAGCUGCCGCAGGAGCAACAGGUUUCAAUGGCGCUUCAGUUUCCUCCGCUGCCGCAACAAAUGCCUUCGUUUCCGAUAGUAAUUUCACGUCUGUUUUUGGUAAUACGGAACCUGCAGCGUCCUUGUCGUCGUCAUUGCCAAAUCCCUUUUUCGAUGAUAUGCAACCCAGGGGCGUUGCCUUUGAUACUUUUGUGGACCAGCAGCAGCAUCAACCUCAAGCAGCGAUGUUUUAUAUGCAACAACAACAGCAUCAGCAGCUGCAACAACAACAAGAUAAUUUGGCGAUAUUACCACAAUUUCCUACAGGCUUCGAUGCUUUGGGUGAUGUUCUCAAACCGGCCACAGCCAAUAGCAACAGCAAUCAAAUGAAUGUUGUCGCCACAGGUGCCGUCUUCCAGGGCUACAAUAGCAGCAGUCCAGGGCUGACACUGCAGCAACAAAGCUCACUACAACAUCAAUCACAUCAGCAACAGCAGCUGCAGCAACAACAACAGUAUCAAUUGCAUCAGCAACAACAACAGCAAACAGCUGGAACUGGAAAGAUAAUAACCGGCGAUCUGGAUAGUUCACUAAUGUCACUAGUUGAUAAUUUAAAUAUAAAUAAAACGGCAAGUGCAAAACCCGUGCAAUGGAAUUCACCUAAAAAUACAGCGAAACCAGGUGCUAAUUGGACACCACAACCAAUGGCGGCUACAACUGGUGCUGGCUAUCGUCCAAUGGGCAUGCCAGUGAUGGGGCAGCAGCAACCGAAUAUGAUGCCACAGCCAGCCCCUUUGACUGGGGGGCAACCGACGAUGAUGGGCGCGCCGCACAAUAAUGCGGUCUCGGCGACGGGCAUCAUGCAACCCACGCAAGCCACGAUGAAUGGAGGCAAUAAAACCGUUCCAAUGGAUCCAUUUGGAGCGUUAUAAGGCGGUAUCAGCUAUAUACAUUACACAAAAACACACACACACACACACAUAUAUAUACACAAACUCACAGAUACACACAUUAAGCGCUAUAACCUCAUAGGCAGGCAACAUUAUACACAUUAUAUUAUACAAUAUAAUAUAUUAACAAUUAUUUGCAGAUAUUAAAACGUAAAUUCAGAAGAAAAAAACUAAGAAAUUAUUAAUGUUUACACUAUGCUACAUACGAAAAAAAUUGAAAUGAGAUGGCAAGUAGAAAUUCUAUUAUAUGUUAAGCAUUGAGCUAACACAAAAGUUAAUGGCAAAAUGCGUAAAUAUAUACAUAUAUAUUUAUAUUAUUAUUAUAAAAUUAUAAAAUAAACAAAAGCAAAUGAGUUUGACUAUUUAUAUGUAUACAACAAUUUAUAUAACUAUGCAAAAAAAUUACACGAAAAAAUUAAUUUUCAUAAAUAGCUAAACUGAAACAAAAGCAGAACAAAUGAGUAAAUUUUGUGAAAAAUGCUUAUAUUUACUCGUAUGUAUGUAUGUACAUCUACAUAAUAAGUUUAAGGAAAAACCUGUAGUUGUGUCCAACGCCAAUCACUAAACAUUAACACCUAAAGCUAAACCCGUUGAAUCGACUAUGCUAAAUCUGAUAAAAAUGUACACCGUCGAAUAUAUUGUCACAGCAAGAUUAUAGACGCCAUAAUUAUACUUAAGUGAGAGCAAAUCUUGAAAUUGUAAUUGCGAGCGUCUCAUAACAUUAUGCAAUAUUUUAAUCCGUCUACGAAAAACUAAUCUCGUUUCCUAGUUAUUGUUAUUUCUGUAGCCGGCUCUUUAUUAUUUCGUAUAAUUCUGUUUGUUGUUAAAAAUCUUUGUUAUUUAAAAAAAAAUAAGAAUGAGACUCCGAAAAGUUAAUCGUAUUUGUAAAGCAUUCCAAACUAGUAUCAAUUUGGUCCCAAAUUUAAUUUGCGUAAUAAAUUUUGUAUAUGUUUAAGUAUUAUAUCAAUCUGAAAUGAGAUGCAUUCGUGCUGUAACGCUUUAUUAUUAUUGUACAUUUGAAAAGCAACUUUAUAUUGAAGUAUAUGUAAUAACUUUUAAGGUUCACGCUGUAUUAGAUAUUCUUUUAAUUGCUUGCGGCGUUUAUUUAAAAAAUAUAUCAAAUCUAUAUAUUUAUAUAUACAUAUAGUUCAUUUUUAAAUUGUGUAAAUACUGUAAGGGGCGGCAAAAUGCUGAACUUUGUUUAAAUAAAAGUCGCAUAUUAUACACAA